Messenger RNA from Cynocephalus volans (Philippine flying lemur), 948 nucleotides. RefSeq names its product solute carrier family 25 member 18 (gene SLC25A18). The record is from RefSeq and is a predicted model, not a curated record. Gene Ontology annotation, biological process: L-glutamate transmembrane transport; malate-aspartate shuttle; aspartate transmembrane transport. The transcript has 9 exons. Lineage: Eukaryota; Metazoa; Chordata; Mammalia; Dermoptera; Cynocephalidae. Bases 1 to 948 code for a protein of 315 amino acids. Gene Ontology annotation, molecular function: L-glutamate transmembrane transporter activity; L-aspartate transmembrane transporter activity.
AUGUCCAGCCAGGAUCUCAGCAUCACAGCGAAGCUCAUCAAUGGAGGUGUGGCGGGGCUCGUGGGGGUGACCUGUGUGUUCCCCAUUGACUUGGCCAAGACUCGGCUGCAGAACCAGCAUGGAAAAGAUAUGUACAGAGGAAUAAUGGACUGCCUGAUGAAGACGGCGCGGGCAGAGGGCUUCUUGGGCAUGUACCGAGGGGCUGCAGUAAACCUUACCUUGGUCACUCCGGAGAAGGCCAUCAAGCUGGCAGCCAAUGACUUCUUCCGGCAGCUGCUCAUGGAAGAUGUAAUGCAGCAGAACCUGAAGAUGGAGAUGCUAGCCGGUUGUGGAGCUGGGAUGUGUCAGGUGGUGGUUACCUGUCCUAUGGAAAUGCUCAAGAUUCAGCUGCAGGAUGCUGGACGCUUGGCUGUCCGUCAUCAGGGGUUGGCCUCAGCAACCCCCUCCUCCAGGUCCUUCACUACUGGCUCGGUUUCUGCCCACAAGCACCCAUCUGCCACCCUCAUUGCCCGGGAGCUGCUUCGUACCCAGGGCCUGGCUGGGCUCUAUAUGGGCCUGGGGGCCACUCUCCUCAGAGAUGCUCCCUUCUCCAUCAUCUACUUCCCACUGUUUGCCAACCUCAACCACCUUGGGCUCAACGAGCUGACUGGAAAGGCCUCCUUUGCUCAUUCCUUCGCGUCAGGCUGUGCUGCAGGUUCCAUAGCUGCUGUCACAGUAACACCUCUGGACGUUCUGAAAACUCGAAUCCAAACCCUCAAGAAAGGUCUGGGUGAGGAUGUCUACAGUGGGAUCGGCGACUGUGCCAGGAAACUCUGGACUCAGGAGGGACCGUCUGCCUUCAUGAAAGGAGCAGGCUGCCGGGCCCUUGUCAUAGCCCCUCUCUUUGGGAUUGCCCAAGGGGUCUACUUCAUUGGUAUUGGAGAGUGCAUCUUAAAGAGUUUUGAGUAG